Messenger RNA from Melitaea cinxia (Glanville fritillary), 786 nucleotides. RefSeq lists its product as uncharacterized. The record is from RefSeq and is a predicted model, not a curated record. Gene Ontology annotation, biological process: regulation of transcription by RNA polymerase II. Lineage: Eukaryota; Metazoa; Arthropoda; Insecta; Lepidoptera; Nymphalidae. Bases 1 to 786 code for a protein of 261 amino acids. Gene Ontology annotation, molecular function: DNA binding. Gene Ontology annotation, cellular component: nucleus; transcription regulator complex. The transcript has 2 exons.
AUGGUAUCGAGAGGGAAAAAGAUACUGGAAGACAUACAUCCUUUGAAUAUAAUACGUGAAGUGCAAAAAUGGCCCGUUUUGUACGAGAAAGAUAGUCCGGAGCGUGCGAAUUUACACUUUAAGAACAAGAUAUGGUAUGAAGUGGCGAAGUCACUUUUCCCUGAUUGGGAAACAUUGGACGAGAGGGAAAGAGAGUGUAAAGUUACAGAUCUCGUAAAGAAAUGGCGUAACCUUCGCGAUACUUUCAACCGACAACUGGCCACCGAGAAGAAAAUUCGAGAAGGAUACGACAUAAAAAAGAAAACAUACGUUUACUUCAAACAUAUGCUCUUUCUGUUACCUCACAUGUCAUGUCCAGAAAACGAAACUGCUGAUCCGAUUUUAGAACCCAAACUUAACGAAUUCUUCAACAAACGCGAUAAGCGAAAAGCUCCCAAGGAUAAAGAUCAGACUAAAAGAAAGAAGUACACACCAGAGUUGUCAUCAAAACCUGUGACACAGGAAGAAAUCGAUGAAGACCGACACUUCCUAAUGUCUCUAAUACCAUCAUUCAAAAAGAUGUCUGAUGACGAAAAAUUAACCGCUAAAGUUGAAAUAUUGAAGGUAAUAAAGAACGUUAGAAGACACUCUCUUCCAGUGGAGUGUAACAUUCCAGUUUCAGAUUCGUUGUAUAACGAAGAUGUUGGUACAGCUGACCUUGGGGAGAUCAAAGUUGAACUACUUCAAACUGAUGGCAAUGAUACGCAGUCAAUUGAUACAGAGUCUGGUGACAGUAAUUCAGAAUAG